This is a messenger RNA of Histoplasma capsulatum G186AR, 1740 nucleotides long. Its product is annotated as C-3 sterol dehydrogenase/C-4 decarboxylase. Gene Ontology annotation, molecular function: 3-beta-hydroxy-Delta5-steroid dehydrogenase (NAD+) activity. Gene Ontology annotation, biological process: steroid biosynthetic process. The coding region runs from base 239 to 1519 and encodes 426 amino acids. The record is from RefSeq and is a predicted model, not a curated record. The transcript has 2 exons. NCBI's taxonomy places the organism in Eukaryota, Fungi, Ascomycota, Eurotiomycetes, Onygenales, Ajellomycetaceae.
CUACACCGAGCUCCUUCAGCACAUGUUUAAUAUUCAACAAUUCUAACCCGUUGAACCUCCUACUUUCCUUCUUUUUUGUUAUACCGUAUAUCCAAAUGCAUCAUCUAUAGCAUUGAACAUAUCGCACAUAAUUCAGCUCUGGUGUUGCCCCAGCCAUUUCCCCACCCGCCGGGCGACUCGUCCCCUGAAUUUUCCAGGAUUGAAUCAGGAGAAAAGAAAGGAAAGAAGAUAGCCAGCCAUGGCCACCCUGAAUACUCUUGAGCUGGGCUCCGUCCUCGUAACAGGCGGCUGCGGCUUCUUGGGCAGUCACAUUGUCGACCAGCUCCUCAAUUUUCCUUCCGAGGCCAACGCCAGCAGCAACAGUGACAGCACACAGGAUCGAAUGAUCCCAAGCCGGGUCCGCAAAACCAAUGGCGAGCUAGACACCCGCUUCGCCGUCCCUCCGCUCUCCAACCGCUACCCAACCUACAAAAACACUAAAGUUUCCGUCCUCGACUUGCGCACGCUGCACAACCGCUACCCUGGCGCAGAUUACUAUGAGGCUGACAUCAUGUCCGUCGAGCAGUUGCUCGAGGUGUUUCGGAAGGUGAAGCCGGAUGUUGUGAUCCAUACUGUCUCUCCACCGCCAAUGCAGUCGAUGCCGGAAUUGUUGUAUCGCAUCAACGUGGAUGGGACGAGGAAUUUGCUGGAGGUUGCGGGGGGUUUAAAGGGUGAGUGGGGCGGGGUGUGUAAGGCAUUUGUGUAUACGAGCUCAUCGUCUGUGGUACAUGAUUGCCAUAGCGAUUUGAUUCGGGCGGAUGAGAAAUGGCCGUUGAUCACGGGGAAGUUGCAGUAUGAGUAUUAUACAGAGACGAAGGCCCAAGCCGAAACUCUAGUCCUGAACUUCAACAAAGCCUCGCCAACAGGAAUGCUGACCACAGCCAUCCGGCCCGCCGGUAUCUACGGUGAGCGCGACACGACCCUCACCAAAGGCCUGACCGACCAUGCCCGCAAAUCCUCUCCAUUCGUCCUCCGAUUCCAGCUCGGCAACAACGACAACCUUUUCGAUUUUACCUAUGCAGGCAACGUCGCUUACGGUCACAUGCUCGCAGCCCAAUACCUCCUGGCCACCUUUAAACGUCUAGAAUCCGGGGCUGCAUCACCGCUGGACCACGAACGCGUCGACGGAGAGGCGUUCAACAUCACCAACGACAGCCCCGUGUACUUCUGGGAUAUGGCGCGGAGCGUCUGGGCGCUGAUGGGCAAGAUAGUCGAACCUGAGAAGGCGAUUGCGCUGCCGGAAGGGGCUCUAACGGUUGUUGGGGGAUUGUUGGAGAUGAUGUUUGGGCUGUUUGGGAAAAAGCCGCGGAUGUCGAGGAAGGAGGUGCGGUUCUCGUGUAUGACGCGGUAUUAUUCGUGUGAGAAGGCGAAGAGACGGCUUGGGUAUAUGCCUGUUGUACCGUUGGAGGAGGGGGUGGUUAGGUCUGUGGGGACCGUGUUGGAGAGGGAGCAGGCGUCUGAGUCGAAGAAGGAUUUGUAGGAUUUUCUCUCCGUUUCUCUUGUCUUUAAUUUUACUUUGUAAUUUUAUUUAUUUUUUACUUUUUAUUCUUAUUCUCCUCAAUGAAAUUUUCUUUUACUGUGACUUUUUUUUCUAAAUUAGAUGAUCAAGUAAAUUCUAUAGCUGCAGUUGAUUGUAUUCCUCUGACUACUUAUUUACCGCUCUUUUCUAUGGAAAUUGAGGGAAUAUAUACAACAUUGAUA